AUGACUCUUAAUUGGGAUUUCAUGGUGAUUUCUAGUUCCUCAAAGCAUGCUAUAGUUAUCUUUGUCGCUUUAAUAGUGUUGAGCAAUAGAGCAAACUGUGAUGAUUCUCUACAUGCCAACAAGGGGAACACCUGCCUAGAGAGUGAAAGGAGAGCUUUGAUUGCCAUCAAGAGCGAUAUGUAUGAUCCUGGCGAGUGGUUGUCUUCAUGGACCGGCUAUGAUUGCUGCAAGUGGAGAGGAGUUGCUUGCGACAAUGUUACUGGUUUUGUCACUAGGUUUGACCUUCACUAUCCCUAUGAAUAUAAUCCACGGGUGGAGAUUUAUCUUUGGGCGGAGAUUGAUUUCUAUCCCUAUGAUUAUAAUCCAUGGGUAGUGGAGCGUAUUGGUUCGAGCAAGGUAAAUCCUUCUCUGUUUGAACUGAAGCAUUUAAGAUACUUGGAUUUGAGCUUUAAUAACUUCUCAUAUGCGCAUGUGCCCCACAUGAUUGCCUCACUUGUGCACUUGGAAUACCUUAACCUCUCCAAUGCCUUUUUUGAUGGAUUAAUUCCUCCCGUGUUAGGGAAUCUUUCCCACAUACAACACCUUGACCUUGGAAAUUGUUAUACAUAUCCAAUUUCUCUAUUCUCAAACAACUUGAGUUGGCUCUCCAACUUAAAUUCUCUACAAUAUCUCGACAUGAGUUGUGUCAACCUCUCUAAAGCAACCAAUUGGCUCCACCAAAUUAAUUUGAUUCCUACUCUACAAGUGUUGCUUUUGGAGGGUGCAAGUCUCCCGCGUGUCUCACCUUCCUUACCCACAUUUAAUCUCACAUCCCUCACCAUGCUCGAUCUCAGUGGGUAUGAAUGGAACAUCAGCGCUUCCAUGUUGAGGUGGUUGUCUCAUGCCAGUAAUCUUGAACACCUCCAUCUAUCUGGAUGCUUGGGAUUGUUUGAUGCCAAGGCGCUUUCAGUUGCUUUGGGAGCUCUGCAUAAUUUGAGGAAGCUAGUUUUGAUCGAAACUCAAAUAGCAGGAGAAUUUUCUACAAUUCUGAAGAAUGUUAGCAAAAUGUUGCAAUAUUUAGAUGUGCAAUCGAAUUUCUUAUUAUCUGGAGAAAUUUCAACAAUUUUGUCGAUCCUUCCGCACCAACUGGAGUUCUUAGCAUUAGGCGGUAAUAACAUCUAUGGGAGAAUCCCAGAGAUGUUAGGGAAUUACACAAGCUUGAGACACUUGAGUAUGUCCUACACUCGAAUAACUGGAGAUAUUCCAAGAACAAUAGGGAAACUUAUCCAUUUGGAGUAUCUUGAUUUGUCUAGAAAUGAUAUAACAGGAGAGAUGCCAUUGAACGUAGGAAACCUUACAAACUUGGAAGAGCUAUAUUUGAGCGAAACCAACAUCACAAGAUCGAUACCAGAGAGUAUUGGUAAUGUUGUUUCCUUGAAGUAUUUGAAUUUGUUUGGAAAUAAGAUUACUGGAGAAAUACCAAAAACUUUGGGGAGUCUUCAAAAUAUGCUAAUAUUAGAUUUACAAGGCAACUUUCUCAUUGGGCAAAUACCAACAACAAUUGACAGAAUUUCCAACCUAUGUUAUUUGGAUGUAUCAGAGAACCACUUAACUGGAGAAAUACCAACAACGAUUGGCAGAAUUUCCAACCUGCGCUAUUUGAAUGUAUCAGAGAACCACUUAACUGGAGAAAUACCAACAACGAUUGGCAGAAUUUCCAACCUGCGCUAUUUGGAUGUAUCAGAGAACCACUUAACUGGAGAAAUACCAACAACGAUUGGCAGAAUUUCCAAACUGGGUUAUUUGUAUGUAUCAAAGAACCACUUAACUGGAGAAAUACCAACAACUAUUGGUAGAAUUUCCAACUUGUGGUAUUUGGAUGUAUCAGAGAACAACUUAAUUGGAGAAAUACCAAAGACUUUUGGCCGCCUAUGCAACCUAUGGAUGGUACCUGUCAUUAAACAAUAUCAUCGGAGAGUUAGCAGAUCUACUUGA
This is a messenger RNA of Zingiber officinale, 1974 nucleotides long. Its product is annotated as LRR receptor-like serine/threonine-protein kinase ER1. The record is from RefSeq and is a predicted model, not a curated record. Gene Ontology annotation, molecular function: protein binding. Lineage: Eukaryota; Viridiplantae; Streptophyta; Magnoliopsida; Zingiberales; Zingiberaceae. The coding region runs from base 1 to 1974 and encodes 657 amino acids. The transcript has a single exon.